Messenger RNA from Dinoponera quadriceps, 546 nucleotides. RefSeq names its product gustatory and pheromone receptor 32a-like. Lineage: Eukaryota; Metazoa; Arthropoda; Insecta; Hymenoptera; Formicidae. The coding region runs from base 1 to 546 and encodes 181 amino acids. Gene Ontology annotation, biological process: sensory perception of taste. Gene Ontology annotation, cellular component: membrane; axon; dendrite. The transcript has 5 exons. Gene Ontology annotation, molecular function: sweet taste receptor activity. The record is from RefSeq and is a predicted model, not a curated record.
AUGGACUAUUGCGGAAUGUCGGAGACAUUCCCACUUGUUGCAAACGAUCAGACAUUUCUCAGACAGGUUCAUCUAGAACUGUGCAGGAUAUUAAGAAAGCUGUGCACCAGUUUUGGCAUACAGGUCACUUCAGAAAUCGGAACUUCCGUCAUAAAUAUCACUGGACUUUUAUAUAAUUUGUACCUUCACUUGUUGUAUCAAAGACAAAACCAAAGCCCGUACGACUACACAUAUAUAACAAUCAUUUUAGCCACCUUUUACAUACUAAAGAUCGUUCUCAUUAAUGGUGUUUGCAAACACGCGGCCGACGAGGGAAAGAAAAUUAUUGAGAUCAUCCGCCAGAUUUACGGAUGCUGCCAGGAUACCGAUAUACGAGAGGAGAUUCAGCAAUUUGAUCUACAGAUAUCACAGAACCCGGUGGAAUUCUUCACGUUUGGCCUCUCCUUAAAUUAUCAGCUUCUGACUUCGUGUUUGACAACAGUGACGACUUAUAUGGUUAUCAUGGUUCAGAUGAGCAUCUCUAUGGAAUCAAGUAAAAAUAGUUGA